Messenger RNA from Rhopilema esculentum, 3266 nucleotides. The record is from RefSeq and is a predicted model, not a curated record. NCBI's taxonomy places the organism in Eukaryota, Metazoa, Cnidaria, Scyphozoa, Rhizostomeae, Rhizostomatidae.
UUUUAAUGUAUAUAUACACACAUUAAUGGUAACGAACAUUGACAGUAGUUAAAGGCUUUUCCUGUACGUGCAUUUGUCGAAAAUGGAGGACGAGAAGGAAACCUUUUCUGUUGAAGUUGAAAGAUCUCGCAGAGAUAAAUCCGGGUAUUAUGUAAGAAAACGGACAGCUGUUAUAGUCGUGGUAGCGAUCGUGCUUUUAAUCGUACUCGUUGGAAUAGUAGCAGCAUAUUUAGGCCCAGGAAAACGAAAACACAGCACAGUUCACGGGUCUUCAAAUCAAGGUUCUAAAGGGAAGGUAACGACAAAAGCACCUCCACAAACCCCCACAAAGUCCCCCACGAAGCCCCCCACGAAAGCCGCAAGCACCACACCAGCAGCUACCACACCGACCCGGUCACCCGGACUUUACCAGAACAUCCGGUUGCCGACCUUCGUCAAACCUUACCAUUAUGACGUGGAGCUUACAAUCGACUUGAAAAAUGAGUCGUUUACCGGAAAGUCCACCGCCUUUGUCGAUGUAACAAAAGCUACCAAUGAAGUUGUCAUACACAUUAAUUCGAUGAUGAUACAGAAGGCCGAGGUUACAAACCAGGCCGGUACGAAAAUCGCGGCAUCAGAGACUUUUGAGUACAAGAAGAAUGAUUACUAUGUAUUCAAAUUUGCCAGCUCCUUGGCAGUUGGCAAGUACCAGCUUUAUUUUGAGUACAGUGCGAAGUUAGCAACUGAUCUGAAAGGCUUGUACAGGAGUACAUACAAGAAGAAGGACGGCACACCUGUCACCAUCGCAGCGACUCAGUUCCAGCCAACAGAUGCGCGCCGGGCCUUCCCGUGCUUUGACGAGCCAGCUUUGAAAGCUACGUUCAAUAUGUCUUUGGCCCAUGACCCUGCGUUCAUUGCAAUCACAAACAUGCCGAAGAUAGAUACAGAAACAAAAGGUGCAUUCGUCCUGGACAGAUUUCAAAAAACUGUUGUGAUGCCGACUUAUUUGCUUGCGAUUGUCGUGUGCGACUUUGGGGAGAAGCGUAUGGUUUCAACUAGCGGAGUCAAUAUGACAUACUAUGCGCCAAAAGACCAAGUCGAUCAGCUUCUGUACGGCUCAGAUGUUGGAACAAGAAUUCUUCCCUAUUUUGAGGGCUAUUACAACAUCUCUUACCCUUUGCCAAAAGCAGAUAUGAUUGCCAUACCUGAUUUUGCUGCUGGUGCUAUGGAGAACUGGGGUCUAAUUACAUAUCGCGAAACAGCGCUGUUGUACUCACCAGGGAAAUCAUCGGAGAGUAACAAGCAAAGAGUUGCUGUUGUUGUAUCUCAUGAGCUUGUUCAUCAGUGGUUUGGAAACCUGGUUACUACAGAGUGGUGGUCAGAUCUCUGGUUGAAUGAGGGUUUUGCAAGUUACGUCGAGUAUUUUGGAGUUAACUAUGUGGAACCUUCAUGGCGCAUGCUUGAACAGAUUGUGAUCAACGACCAGGCCUCUGCAUUCGCAGCUGACGCAUUAGUGACGUCACAUCCGAUUUAUGUUCCUGUCAAUCAUCCAAAUGAAAUCAACGAAAUUUUCGAUUCAAUCUCAUAUCAGAAGGGAUGUGCAAUAUUGAUGAUGUUGGAUAACUUCUUGGGGAAAGGCAUCUUUCAAAAAGGAUUAACGAGCUAUUUAAACAAAUACAAGUUCGGAAAUGCAAAAACAGUUGAUUUGUGGGACUCAUUGGCAGAGGCAACCGGCAACAAAAUGGACGUGAAAGGAAUCAUGAACACGUGGACACUUCAAAUGGGCUUUCCCGUUGUAACCGUUUACAAAAACGGGACAGUCACGCAGAAACGAUUCUUACUGGAUCCGAAUCCGGAUUAUUCCAAAGAAAAGUACAAUUCAUCGUACAACUACAUCUGGCAGAUACCGUUCCAAUACCAGACUUGUCCCAAGACCGAUGGUUCAAAUUGCACUUUGAAGCCUAUUAAAUGGAUGAACACUACCACUGACACGAUCCAAGCAGCUGGAACGAAUUUCAUCAAAGGAAACGCUGGACAGUUUGGAUUUUAUCGAGUCAACUACGACUCUGCUGGAUGGGCCGAUAUCAUAAACAAGAUGAACAGAAGCCGGAAUGAUUUGGAGCCAAAAGACAGAGCAGGGUUGCUAGGUGAUGCAUUUGCGUUGUCAAGAGCUGGGCUCCUCAGCUACCAAACGACUUUGAACCUGUUUGACUACAUCGACAAGGAAAAGGACUAUAUUCCAUGGGCGGCUGCAAAUGCUGGGAUAUCAUAUGUUGGCUCACUAUUCUCAAAGACAAGCAAAGCUGGAAGAAAUUACCCUAAAUAUAUCCAAAAGAAGAUAACCCCAUUGUACAAUGAGCUGGGAUUCAAAGAGAGCACUGACCCAAAUACAAGGCAUUUAGAAACUUACUUAAGGCUCAUCAUACUGGGUAAGGCUUGUGGAAGUGGCAUGACUGCGUGCUUAAACAGGGCCAGUCAAUACUUCAAGGACUGGAUGCAGGAUCCAGUAAACAAAACCGUUCCAGCAGAUCUUCGUUCUUUGUCAUAUUUCUACGGGAUCAUGAACGGAGGAGAGGCUGAGUGGGAUUUCGCUUUCAAACAAUACCAAACCACAACACUAGGAACCGAGCGAAUCAAACUGCUCUACGGAAUGUCUGCUAUCCAAGAACCAUGGAUGAUUGAAAGAUAUCUCAAUUACUCCCUUGAUGAUACAAAAGUGAAGUCCCAAGACACGUCAUACAUAUUCUCCUACGUCUCAAACAACAAUCCGAUUGGUAGAUACUAUGCUUGGUAUUUCUUAAAAAGCAACUGGGACCGAAUCAGGAAAAAAUUCGGUGGUGGGUUCUUCGCUAUGCGGAGAAUUUUCUCGAGUGUGACAUCAGGGUUCAAAACCGACUACGAACUGAAACAGUUCGAUGACUUUGUUGCGACGAUCAAAGACGCGGGAACUGCCGCGCGGACAAUCACACAAUCACGUGAACAAAUAAAAGCUAACAUCGCCUGGUUGAAAAGAAACGAGAAGACAAUCGCUGAUUGGUUAGAAGCCCAUGCCAGUUAAAUGAAGGCCACUGGUAGCUUCCCUGCUGUUUUGAGAAAGGAAAAAGUAGCCUGCAUUUGGCACUAAAACUUUGUAUCAGAUUUUGAUUUGAGCUGCACCAGAAAAAUAAUAAUUGACAUUAAAUACACUAAUCUUGAAUAACUUUGUGUAAUUAUAAAUAGUAUGUAUAAACGCUCAUGAUUUGAUCCAUAAUCUUUUUGUUCAACAGUAAUAAAUUUCCAACAAAAUC